This is a messenger RNA of Porites lobata, 2659 nucleotides long. Lineage: Eukaryota; Metazoa; Cnidaria; Anthozoa; Scleractinia; Poritidae. The record is from the annotation of a GenBank genome assembly.
UUUCAGCGGGGCUGUCUUGUGAACGGAUGCCUAAAUAAAGGUUCUUGUAUUUUUGACCAAGAAAAGGAAACUUUUGCUUGUUCAUGCAAACAGCCAUGGGGAGGAGAAAGAUGCGAACUGGGUAAGCAUAUACUAUGUAAUUUAUUCACAGCGAGAGCGUUAUUUGUUUUUCAUUAUCAUUUAUUAUUUAUGCUGGUAUGGCAAUAUUUCCUUACAGUUUAAGCGGUUAUAUGUCUAUAUUACAAUCAGUUGUGGUAAUAACAGUAGUAGUAGCAGCAGCAGUAGUAGUAAUAGUUGUUGUUUUUGCUGUUUUUGUACAGUGAUGGUUUCAUGUCAGUGCUCUUAGGUUCCUAUUCAGUAAGAGUUUUAGUUUAAAGGUUCCCUUUUGUCCUAUAUUCUUAAAAGCUAUCAUAGACUUCAUUAAGAUUUCGCUUCAAUCACAGAGGACGUGACAACUAAAAUGACAUGUCAUUAUAUUUCACACAUUUAUUUCUGAAUUAUCUGCGACAGGAAAUUUGAACUUGCAAAAGGUUAUUAUUAGGUUUUUUAAAGGCCACACACGCGAGGGGAAGUCCUUUUCUCCCCUUGCACACGAGAUCUUACUUGAGAUUUCUCCCUUCCAGCCUUAAAGAAACCAGCCUAUGCAACACAGGCUGCGCUGAAAUCGAUUGAGCAAAGUAAAUAUAUCACAAAAGUCGGCAAAGAUCGAGGCUAACAUAAUACAGGGGCACCCAGCGACUGUUUGCUGUAAAAUAUCUGUUCGGAGAGGCAGAUGCGGCCUAGAAUUUUCUUCUGCUGAAGACAGCUAAAAAUUUACAGAUGACCGCUCCAUUACCUAUACAAUUUUCGAAGCUUAUCUAAUAAAUUCCCUACGAUUUUUUUUUAUUUUUCACAUAUCACCCGCCAGGUUAGGCUACUUUUCGUAGAAGAAAGGAAACCUUGAAUUUUCGGAUUCAAAGAGGUGAUGGAGAGAGGAAUCAGUAAAAUUCUCACUUUCGUAUUACCUUAAAUUGAAUAUAAAAUCUUCGGGAAAAUAAUACUGAAGGCAUGUAAUUUCGAAAAGACUCAAGUUCUCCUAGAAUCACUGAAUAGAUACAAAUUUUAUGGCACCGCUUAGAAUGUAUUUCUAGAGAUCUAUAAGUACUCUGGGUAGCUCAAAAAGUGUUGUCAGUGGAUUAGGAGGAACCCGUCGUUGGGUGCCCCUCAUAAUAUAAACAGUGUGCUACCUAUGAUAUUGCGGUGCAUUCCAAUCUUUUUCCAAACGUGCUAUAUUAUUUUUGUUCAGUUCAACACUCGUCAUGUGAAGCUAUUACAACAGAUGGAAUAUACCAGCUAAAAGUGAAAUCGCUACAAUUUGAGGUAAGCUUUAUUAGAGGGCUAUUGACUUUUUCAUGAUUACCGAUCAGUGUGGUUCUCACUGUUAAAUCUAUGAUUUUGAGUGCGUAAGCAAACUCUUUCAAGCGUAAAUAACGCGAUGGUGCAUCCUGACCACGUGACACAGACAGCCUAGAUAUUUCAGUCCACAAUUCAGGUCCGCUUUUACAUAGAAAGAUUUUUUCCUAGGGAAAAAAACCGGGGGGGUACUCAACAAAGUUUUAUCCGGGGAGGCUCCGCCCCGAGGUCCAACCAUUUUCCCUUUUUACCCACCAUUUUCUACAGAAAAGGUCCCCCUUUCAUAUACCUUAUAAUGACAAAUGGUACCCCUUUUCACAGACCAGUUUUUGCAACUUUGCAUCCCUUUUAACUUUUAAAGGCAAUGUAUUUUAAAUGAUUAAUUCUCAAGACCAGAAUGUUUCCCUGAUUGUCUCACAACGAUAAAAUGCAUUUGUUUCCUCUUUUGGGCCUCUCAUUAACUGAAAUAACAGAUUCCCCACCCUGAGGCCUGUAAUAGGUACCCUUUACUGGAGGAGGGGCCUCCCCGUAUAGGCCAUUGUAGGGAAUAUGCCCCGGAAAAAAAAUUAAUAGAUAAAAAUUAACUCUUUAUCUGCAGGUCUAUUGUGACGUCACAGCCAAAGGUAAACCAUGGACUCUUAUUGCAAGAUUUUCUAACUUUGAUAAAGUGUCCUGGAUAAAUGAUGAUAGACUUUGGUGGUAUGACCAAAACGUUACUAUAGGAACAACAAGCGAUCCUUCAAAUAAUACGGACAUGAUCUCACCAGCUUUCUGGUUGGUCAGCGGCAGCGAGUUUAGGAUCACGCGCAGUGAUGAUUCCAGUCAUACGCCACUGUUGCAGACCACAGGGAACUGUUUGGGUGGACAAACAUUUCGAUCAAAAAUCACAAGUUAUGGCGACUUUAGAAAUGGCAAGUUUUCGUCCAAACACAGGUGCAAGGGAAGCUGUACGGUUCAAUAUGGCGGACAGUACAAGACAACAGACGGGUUUCAACAGGCUGAGUGCAGUGUAGGCAACAUCCAAAGCAGCAACAAGAUCGGCUUCUGGUGUGGCUAUGGAUUUGGAACUCCAGUAUAUGUAUUUAGAUCUAUCAUGAUGAUUGGUGGUGGAGGUUCAGGCUGUGCACGUGCUGAUCACGGGAUUGGAAUAACUGCGAUGGACAAAAGUUCUAGAACUAAAUAUAAAUAUGACUUUGGAAAUACCGCUAAUCCAUCAUACAAACCGACACCAUCCCGAUCCUACUCAUUAAACUUAUGGAUCCGCUGA